Trichoderma harzianum CBS 226.95 is the source of this 954-nucleotide messenger RNA. RefSeq lists its product as hypothetical. The record is from RefSeq and is a predicted model, not a curated record. Bases 1 to 954 code for a protein of 317 amino acids. The transcript has 2 exons. NCBI's taxonomy places the organism in Eukaryota, Fungi, Ascomycota, Sordariomycetes, Hypocreales, Hypocreaceae.
AUGGCCUCGUUUAGAGGGCAUGAUAGCUAUGACCAUGAUAAGACAUUCUCACCAAGCGCAACCGCAACCGCGGCAUCGACAGUAGACCAGACGAUGGACGGUGAAGUGGACUUGACGGAACCCAAGAUUAGCUAUUCCUGGACAUACUGGUAUGCCAAGUUCACGGAGCUCAAUGAAUAUGAGUGUCUCCCUAACCCGGUUGAAACGCAAGGCGCACACCUCAUCUCAGCGCCAUCGUCGCCGAAUGCAGUAGGGUCCCGCCACGACCCUUCUUCGUUUUAUGACCACCUGUUUGAGCGGCUGCGUGGGCUUGCCUUGCGACAGUCAAUACGCGAGAAUAUCUACGGCGAAGAGUUUGCCAACGAAUGGCCCAUCUCACGGACACCGCGCGCCUUGGCGAAUGAGAUCCGAAUAUCUCGAAGAAAGGCCCGUGACGCACUGCUGCAUCUGGAUUCUCCGUCUACAUCAUCGGAUUCUGAAUAUGAGCCGGCCUGGAAAAGAAGAAUUCGCGAAGUGCGAGAAAAGAAACGCCACGCCAAGAAGCAAGCCAAGCUACUGGCUCAGGCUCAGGCUCAAACUGAGGACUCGGUUCAGCUUCAACUUCAAACUCAAGUUCAGUCUCGAUCGAUCCAGGUUGAACCUCAACCUCAAGCCCGGUUUCUCCUUGAGCCGAUUGUUGAGGAUGAGGCAGAGCAGUCGCCCAUCCCCGCCACCAGGGCUCUAACCGAUGCCGUUCGCCAGAUGACCAUACCACCGUCUCGCGAGCUAGGUGACGAUGUUAAGAAUUCCAACCAACUCUUUUGCGCCUUUGUGAACAAUCUCAGCAAUGUGUGCGAUAGAGAAGGCGGUGACAACACUGUCACCUCCGUCGUCGUUGUCAAGGAUCAGUCAUUCGAAAAACGCAAGACACCGCCGACACCAGUCACUCCCUCUUUUAAGAAUGCCAAAGUAUGA